Messenger RNA from Capsicum annuum, 942 nucleotides. RefSeq names its product F-box/kelch-repeat protein At3g23880-like. The transcript is spliced from 2 exons. The record is from RefSeq and is a predicted model, not a curated record. Bases 1 to 942 code for a protein of 313 amino acids. Gene Ontology annotation, molecular function: protein binding. NCBI's taxonomy places the organism in Eukaryota, Viridiplantae, Streptophyta, Magnoliopsida, Solanales, Solanaceae.
AUGGAAUCACUGCAGCCAAUUCUUUCCGAAGACAUUACAUUUGAAAUUCUCGUAAGAUUACCUGUGAAAACAUUAUUGAGGAUGAGGAGUGUUUUGAAAUCUUGGCUUUCUCUUGUCUCUAGUCCCCAAUUCGUCAGAAAGCAUCUACAACAUCCGGUCACGAAUCAAGAAUUUAGUCUCCUUUGUACCAAUAAUCGCGAAACUUUUCAGACUUGCCCUCUUAACACAAUUAUGUACAAAGAAGAUCCUCCGACUAGUAUACCCAUUGACCUCGAUUUUGAUUGGCAAGUGACAUCACAUCGUCAAUGUAACAUUGUGGGUUCAUGUGAUGGGUUGUUAUGUUUAACUAACGAGUUUAUGAAUUUUAAAAUAUGGAAUCCAUCAACUAGAGAAUUGAGAAAAAUUCCCGCCCUUCCAUGGAGUGGUUUAUGUCCUCAGGCUCAGGCUUAUGGUUUUGUUUAUAAUGAGCAUGAAAAUGAUUACAAAGUGGUUGUAAUUGCGUGGAAUAACUAUAGUGAUAUUUUGCGUGAGGUUAACUUUUAUAGCCUACGAACUAAUUCAUGGCAAAAGAUAAUAGAGUUGCCAAGUACUGCUAUCGGUAUAGGCGGCUAUUUUGGUGAAUUUGGUACACUUGUAAAUCGAAGACUUCAUUGGGUCGCAAUCGAUGCUAAAGUUGGUUCAAAUAAGUUUAUUUUCUCAUUAGACCUCGUUGAUGCAAUAUAUGGGAAUGUAGCAUUGCCCAAUCCUGAAGAUAAGUCUGAAUUUGAUUGGCACAUAGGGACAUUGGGAGGAACUCAACUAGUAAAUGCUGCACCAUCCCUAGAAGCGAGUCCAUCCAACAUGUUUUUAUGCAUGGAGAAGCAGCCCAAAAACUUGGAAUCACUUUGGAGGGCCACUGGGAAUCAGAGGACACACAGGAACCAUUCGACACAUGCUUCAUGA